Molecule: messenger RNA, 2062 nt
Organism: Drosophila bipectinata
Lineage: Eukaryota; Metazoa; Arthropoda; Insecta; Diptera; Drosophilidae
Gene: Hsp60C
Product: Heat shock protein 60C
Biological process (GO): protein refolding; protein import into mitochondrial intermembrane space; apoptotic mitochondrial changes
Cellular component (GO): mitochondrial matrix; mitochondrial inner membrane
Molecular function (GO): ATP-dependent protein folding chaperone; ATP binding; protein-folding chaperone binding
Source: RefSeq, a predicted model, not a curated record
GCUGUCAUAGAGCCCCUGACUCUUUCCAAUACUUUCUCAUAUCAUAUUUGACUGCUGAAGUGAAAACAGUGCUUACGGAUUUAUAAUAAAAAAGCUCGUCAUGAUUCGCAUGUUUUCCAGUUACUCCACCACCCUUCAGCGUGGCAUCCGAAUCAAUCGGCAUCUGUGGGGCACCCGCUUCUAUGCCAAGGAUGUCAAGUUCGGCCCUGAGGUAAGGGGCAUGAUGCUGCAGGGUGUGGAUGUGUUGGCUGACGCCGUGGCGGUGACCAUGGGUCCCAAGGGACGCAAUGUGAUCAUCGAACAGAGCUGGGGAUCUCCCAAGAUUACCAAGGAUGGUGUGACAGUAGCCAAAUCGAUUGCCCUCAAAGACAAGUUCCAGAAUAUUGGAGCCAAGUUGGUCCAGGACGUGGCCAACAACACGAACGAGGAGGCGGGCGAUGGCACCACCACAGCCACUGUCCUGGCCCGUGCCAUUGCCAAGGAAGGUUUCGAGAAGAUAUCUCGCGGCGCCAAUCCCGUGGAGAUCCGGCGAGGUGUUAUGCUGGCUAUCGAGUCGGUCAAGGACAACCUGCGUAAAAUGUCGCGCCCGGUGAGCACCCCGGACGAGAUCUGUCAGGUGGCCACUAUUUCGGCAAACGGCGACAAGUCUGUGGGCAACCUCAUAUGCGAGGCCAUAAAGAAGGUGGGCCGCGACGGCGUUAUCACGGUCAAGGAUGGCAAAACCCUCUGCGAUGAGUUGGAGGUAAUCGAGGGCCUGAAGUUCGACCGCGGCUACAUCUCGCCUUACUUCAUCAACGCCUCCAAGGGGGCUAAGGCCGAGUUCCAGGAUGCCCUGCUGCUCUUCUGCGAAAAGAAGAUCAAGUCGGCUCCAAGCAUCGUACCAGCCUUGGAGCUGGCGAAUGCCCAGCGCAAGCCACUGAUCAUCAUCGCCGAGGAUGUCGAGGGCGAAGCGCUGAGCACCAUGGUAGUUAACCGAUUGAAGGUGGGCCUCCAGGUGUGCGCCGUGAAAGCACCUGGCUUCGGGGACAACCGCAAGGAGACCUUGGAGGACAUGGCCAUCGCCACCGGGGGCAUCGUCUUCGGGGACGAGGCCAACCUGGUGCGACUCGAGGACGUAAAGUUGAGUGACUUCGGGCGAGUCGGCGAGGUAGUGGUCACCAAGGACGACACUAUGCUGUUGAAGGGCAAGGGGCAGAAGGAGCAGAUUAGCAAGAGAGUGGAGAACCUACGUGAGGCCAUCAAGGAGUCAACCUCCAACUACGAAAAGGAGAAGAUGCAAGAGCGGCUGGCACGGCUCUCGUCGGGGGUGGCGCUGCUCCGUGUGGGAGGCUCCAGCGACAUCGAGGUCAGCGAGAAGAAGGAUCGUGUCAACGACGCCCUCAACGCCACUCGUGCUGCCGUGGAGGAGGGUAUCGUGCCCGGUGGAGGCACCGCCUUGCUCCGCUGCAUCCAGAAGCUAAACGACAUCAACGGCGCCAACGAGGACCAGAAGUUGGGCAUCGAGAUCAUCCGGCGCGCCCUCCGCAUGCCCUGCCUCACGAUCGCCAAGAACGCCGGCGUGGACGGGGCCAUGGUGGUAGCCAAGGUCGAGAUCCUGGAUGGGGACUAUGGCUACGAUGCUCUGAAAGGCGAGUACGGCAACAUGAUAGAACGUGGCAUUAUCGACCCCACCAAGGUGGUGCGCACCGCCAUUACGGAUGCCGCCGGGGUAGCCUCGCUUCUGACCACCGCCGAGGCAGUUGUCACCGAACUGCCACUUGAGGACGCCGCCGCCGCUGGAGCUGCAGCCGGCCUGGGCGCUCUCGGAGGUAUGGGAGGAAUGGGCAUGUAGGCCUUCAAGGCUUUUUAGUACACAUAAUUUUAAACAUAAUUUAUACAUUGUCUAAAUUUUAAGCAUAGGAUGUUCAAACUUCAGCAACAUAUUACUGCAAUCGGUAUUCACACUAUUAUGUUGGCAGUCUUACACAUGUACUAAUUUUAUCAGAGUAUGUUGCGAACAUUAAUUAUUGAAUGAAAUGUCAAAUAAGAAUUUACUUUAAAAAUAUAAAAUGGUCAACUCGCA